This is a messenger RNA of Dermochelys coriacea (leatherback sea turtle), 4889 nucleotides long. RefSeq names its product solute carrier family 16 member 6 (gene SLC16A6). Gene Ontology annotation, molecular function: monocarboxylic acid transmembrane transporter activity. The transcript has 6 exons. NCBI's taxonomy places the organism in Eukaryota, Metazoa, Chordata, Testudines, Dermochelyidae. The record is from RefSeq and is a predicted model, not a curated record. Gene Ontology annotation, biological process: monocarboxylic acid transport; transmembrane transport. Bases 873 to 2423 code for a protein of 516 amino acids.
UGUACCUAGGAGCAUCCGUGUGUCCAGGGAACAGCGGGCUCCCCUCGCCAGCACGGCCGCCCGUGCUCACCGGGCUGCGUAAACCUUCAGAAAGUGAUGCCGGACGCCUGCCCCCGCACUUCUUUUCCCUACACCACUUAGGAACCAGGAGGGGAUGAUGAUGAUGAUUUUGCACCCAGAUAAUUUUUACCGUGAUCCUUCGUGAUCGACAGGUUUUUUUGUUGUUGUUGUUGUUGUUGUUUUUAAAGGCACUUACUUGGUUGUAUAUUUCAAAACUGCUUUUUUUUUUUAGUGUCUCUCGCUGAUUUCUUCAAUUUUUUUAUGACCUCUGGCGUGCCACAGAUUUGCACACGGGUCUCUAUGCCUAGGGCCCCCCACUGCUGAAGGGCCAAGAUUCUUUAAACAAAACUUCGAAGGAAGAUUUGGACGCUCAGGAUCUGCUUUCUCCUGAGGUCAAGUUCCAGAUCAGCAAAGGAGAGCCAUAAAGCUAAGCACAUGCUGAACCCCGUUCUUGGUCAGCAAAGCAUUGAAGUGUGUUUAAGUCUCACUGAGGUCAGUGGGACAUCAGCACAGGUUUAAAUGCUGAAUGGAUGGGAACACAUCAUCCAAUGCUUUGUUGAAUCAGGGUGCUGAGGUCCACUUUGGAGAGGGUCCUCCAUACCUUUGGAGAACAGAUGAAGCAGCAUUGAGAUCUGGAGCAGGGAGGGUUCUGCAUGCUUUGGGAGGACACAAUGUUGGUAAAAUCUGCCAGGUGGAUCUGAGAUUCUGUUGAAGGGGGAAGACCGGCCCGCAUUCUGUCCACCGGCAUGCCCGCAUUCUGUCCACUGUGUGGCUAGACAGCAAAAGUUUGCCCUAAAUUAUGAAGAUUAAGAAUGACAGUCAAUACUAUAAAAAUGUCAUGCACCACCCCAAAUGUUUAUACUAAAGUGCCUGAUGGAGGAUGGGGAUGGACUAUUGCUUUUGCUUUCUUUGUUGUGGAAGCACUUACAUAUGGUAUUAUAAAAUCAUUUGGAGUCUUCUUUAAUGAUUUGAUUGAAAGCUUUGAUGAAACCAACAGCAGGAUAUCGUGGAUCAUUUCAAUAUGUGUGUUUGUACUAACUUUCACAGCUCCCUUGUCUACAGUCCUGAGUAAUCGUUUUGGUCAUGGUCUUGUGGUGAUGGUCGGAGGUAUACUGAUCAGUAUUGGAAUGGUCACAGCCGCCUUUGCACGCACAGUUGUCGAGAUGUAUAUAACAAUUGGCCUAAUUUCUGGCUUGGGAUACUGUCUGUCUUUCCUCCCAACUGUCACCAUUUUGUCACAGUAUUUUGACAAACGGCGUUCACUGGUCACUGCAGUUGCAUCCACAGGAGAAUGUUUUGCUGUCUUCUCUUUUGCGCCAGCUAUCACCUCUUUGAAAGAGCAGAUUGGUUGGAGAUACAGUCUCCUGAUAGUUGGGGUGCUACAGUUAGGCAUUGUCAUCUGUGGAUCACUGCUGCGACCUAUUAUUAUCCAAGCACAGGAAGAAGUGAAAGUAUUGCCAACAGAAGAGCAUACAGAGACUAAGUACAUGCUUGAAAAUGAGCAAACACGCACCUCAAUAGAUUCAAUUGACUCAGGAGUAGAAGUAUCUACCUCACCCAGCAGUGUGCCUGGAAACACCAAAGCAGAGCUGAAAAGUGAAGAACCAAAGGAAACCGUAAAGAUGCUUGUUGAAGCUAGCAGCUCCCCUAAAGAACCAAAAAUCCAACUACUAGACUUCUCUGUGAUGAAAGACCACGGCUUUAUUUGUUAUGCACUUUUUGGUCUAUUUGCUACUCUGGGAUUCUUUGCUCCGUCACUCUACAUCAUUCCUCUCAGCAUCAGUCUCGGUAUCGACAAGGAUCGUUCUGCAUACAUACUGUCUGCAAUGGCCAUUGCUGAAGUCUUUGGAAGAAUUAGCGCCGGUUGGCUCCUCAACAAGAAGCCUAUCCGCAAGAUUUACAUUGAACUCAUAUGUGUCAUUCUGCUCUCCAUAGCUCUCUUUGCCUUCCCUCUUGCCUAUGAAUUUUGGGGAUUGAUGAUAUGUAGCAUAUUUUUUGGGUUCAUGCUUGGAACUGUAGCAGGCACACACAUUCCAAUGUUAGCCGAAGAUGAUGUGGCUGGUAUUGACAGGAUGUCUUCUGCAGCUGGAGUGUAUGUGUUCAUUCAGAGUUUAGCUGGGUUGGCUGGACCACCCCUUGCAGGUGUGCUAGUGGAUGUGACGCAGAACUACAGAUCAGCCUUCUACUCCUGUGCUGCAGGCAUGAUACUGGGAGCUGUGUUUCUGUCCUUAGUAAGACCCUGCAAGACAGUCCUGUGUCAAGGUCAGAAGCAGAAGGUAGAAGGAAAUGCAUCGGAAGCUUUACAAGACAUACCAGAUGACUUUAUUGAAAUGGAUCUUGGAAAAACAGAUGAUUCAGUAUAAAGCUGUGACAGCAUAGCAUAAAAUAGUUGGUCCUUAUAAAUCAGUACACUCUGUGUUAAAUCUGGGGAAAAACAAGUCCGCUCUGCUCCAUGUUCUAAAACUAUACUUCAAAGGGAAUGCAAAAUCUUAAUGUGGAAAAAGUUGCCAUCAACAAUUAUUCUUCUGGAAAGAUUGCUUUUAUUUUUUUUAAACCAGCAAUGGUAGGUUUCACAUGAGAUGUCCACGCAUUGUGACUACGUAAGAAUACUCCUGUCCCACAUGAAGAAACAUGGUUCACAUUUCUGCUUUCCCAAUACAUGACAUGCAUACCUAAAGUUCUACUGCUCUUAAGUGGAAAACAUAAAGUUGUAUGUAUGAAAAUCAGAAGUGGCACAUACAACUAAAUCUAUUGGGUAACAAUCUUUGUGAUUGCCUGGCAGGCUUCCCAAACUGUAAAUCUUAUUCAGUCAACAGAAUAAAUAAUGCAGAAGAAAUUAUUUAAUAAACAUAAGUAAUUUGAACUCUUGAGUUUUCUAUCAGAAGAACAUGGACUCUUGUUUCAGAUCAUUAUAAGAAGACAUAAGGGCAAUAGGGUAGGCUAAUUAGUUAAAGUAGAAUUACUGGUAAAUUUGGUUUUUAGUUAACUUUGAAUUUUGUAAAUGCUGGGAAGUUAGAGGUUACCACUUAUUUUUAUGGCCAGUUAUUAGUGCAGAUAGGUCACUAUAAAGUUAUUUCUUUACAAACUAGCAUCCUAAGAAUUGUUUCCUGUUGAUAGCAAGAUGUAUUGUCUUUAAUUUAAACCAGUAUUUAUUAUUUUUUAAGUUAUUCUAGGAUUGUUAAAGGCUAUCAGAUAAAUAAUUUGAAUUGGAGAGAGAAAAUAUCUGAUUUAGCAGAAAACCUUUUUACCUCUUUGCACCAAUCCUUUCAAUGCCGAUCUUGUAAACUCCGUUUUUAUUUUGUUUUUAAAAUCACAGGUUGUUGUGAAUGCUGCCUGAUUUUUACUAUGGUGGUCUUAGACAACUAUGCUCUUAAAAUUAUUCUGUGGUAGAUUGAACGUGAGAGACUAUCCAUCUUUUAAUAGACUGUAGGUCAUAUCCUCAGCUGGUGUAAACUGAUAUAGCUCCACUGAAUAGCGCUAGCUGGGAAUUUGGUCCUGUAUGAUUAGCACCCAAACAUAUCUGCAAUUUUCACUUACCACAGCUGCAUAUAAAGGAAUCUUUGCAGCACUACUGAAUUAACAUGAAUAAAGUCAGUACAGCUAAUAUGAAAUAGUAAAGGCACUUGGCCAUUACCAGAUACAGUUUACAUUAUUAGAAUACAAUCAGUGUGUUCGUAAGCUUCUGUAGGCAUCAAAUAACUGGUCUUCUACAAUGGAAAGAAAAUCAUCACUGUACCUUGUUCCUAUUGAAGUCAGUUUUUUGCCACUCACUUCAGUGACAGCAGGACUGGGUCCUUACUGUGUUUCCUGUUUUAUUACCUAUAAAGAAGGGAAUUGUGAAAGACAACAAAUUGGCUUUUCACUCACUCCUAUUUUGAUAAAUUCCUUUAUGCAUUUUUAUGCCACUCAGCAACUCAGGGGGACAAGUAAAAAGUUUGUUUGGUUCUAAGUACGCAUACAGCUUGACGCGUUUCUCUGUAGUUAAGUGGAAGUGGCACUGUAUAUUAACUGCUAUGCUAUGUAUUUUAUCAGCCAUAGAAAUGUGGGACAAUCUCUGUAUAGAACUCCUCUCUUCAGGAAGGUGUUUUUGUUCAAACUGUCUUAAAUGUCCAAAAAGAAACACAUUCCUGCAACAAAGUGGCUGUAGCAAUCUAUUGUUACUGCCUGAGAAUUAGUGAGCCUGGGCUGCAGUUUUGUUUCUUUUUUUUAAAAUAUAUUCGCCUUCAGCACUUUAUCAUGUACAGCAGAACCUCGCUAAAUUGCAUGAAUAAUUGGAAGAUCCAUUGUAGAUGACUAGAUUUUGUGAAUUAGCGAGUAAGCGAACAAACACAAUACUGCAUCACAAAACUUUUUUUGUAAAUGUUUAUUUUUAAUUUAUGCUAAUGCUUCUGGCAUGCUGGUAAAUGUACUGUAGAAUAUAAUUGUAAAAUUAAUGAAGUCUUAGUAAUACGAGACCUCACUACAGCACUUUGCUACUAUAAACUUGUUUAGAAGUAGGAGAGGCCACCGGGGGGGGGGGGUAUUUUUGUGUGUGUGUGUGUGUGAGUGAGAGAGAGAGAGAAAACUACCUGUUCUGCAGAUUAACGAGGUUCUACUGUCACUUUUUUACAAGGAUUUCCAAUACAGAUUCAAUAAUAAUGUCUAUAAAUGGCUGCACAAUAAGUCUCUGUUUAUGUCCAUAGCAAGAGCAGGCACGUGCAUAUGUGCACAAAAGACCCAGAAGAAGCAGGCUUAACGUGUUCCAACCAGGAUUUGCUGGUUUGUUCUGUAAUGUAUUUAGUGAAGUCUGGAAGUGACAUAAAAUACUGAGUUUUACAAUAAAGUUUUUU